AUGUAUGUGUCUGAGUAUAGUGUCCAUGGAGGCCAAGAGGUGACAUUAUACGCCCAGAACUGGAGUUUCAGGCAGGUUGAAAGGAUUGUGGACAAGAGGAAGAACAAGAAGGGGAAAUGGGAAUAUCUUAUCCGAUGGAAAGGCUAUGGCAGUACCGAGGACACGUGGGAGCCGGAGCAUCACCUCCUGCACUGUGAAGAGUUUAUUGAUGAGUUCAACGGGCUGCAUGUGUCCAAGGACAAGAGGGUGAAGUCAGGGAAGCAAGCUGGAGCCUCUAAGAUCCUUCGUGAUACCCGCAGCCCCCCAGUGGAGAGACUCUCCCACAGGCCUCUGGAGCCUGGGAAGAGCAAAUCAACUUCCCACAAGAGGAAGCGCAUCAACUCUCCCCUGUCUAGGCCCAAGAAGGGGUCUUCAGGAAAGGCCCCUGGAGCUCCAGACAGGGCUACUAAGACUGUGUCUUAUAGGACUACUCCCAGUGGCUUGCAAAUCAUGCCCAUGAAGAAGGCUCAGAACGGCUUGGAGAAUGGAGACGCUGGCUCGGAGAAGGACGAGUCACACUUUGGAAAUGGGUCCCAUCAACCAGAUUUGGAUUUGAAUGACCAGGUUGGGGAGCAGGAUGCCAGUGAUUGUGAUGGGACCCACUCUGCGCUGGUGGAGAACGGAGUUGGUCCUGCUCUGACCAAUGGAGGCCUGAACCUGCACAGCCCCGUGAAGAGGAAGCUGGAGACAGAGAAGGACUAUGUCUUUGACAAGAGGCUCAGGUACAGCGUCCGCCAGAAUGAAAGCAACUGUAGGUUCCGUGACAUCGUCGUGCGGAAGGAAGAGGGCUUCACGCACAUUCUUCUGUCCAGCCAGACUUCAGAUAACAAUGCAUUGACACCUGAGAUCAUGAAGGAAGUGCGUCGAGCACUGUGCAAUGCGGCCACGGAUGACAGCAAGCUGCUGCUGCUCAGUGCAGUGGGCAGUGUGUUCUGCAGUGGCCUGGACUAUUCCUACCUGAUCGGCCGGCUGUCCAAUGACCGGAGAAAGGAAAGCACUCGUAUCGCAGAAGCCAUCAGAGACUUCGUGAAGGCCUUUAUCCAGUUUAAGAAGCCUAUCGUGGUAGCCAUCAAUGGACCAGCACUGGGCCUGGGAGCAUCCAUUCUACCCCUCUGUGACAUCGUAUGGGCCAGUGAGAAAGCCUGGUUUCAGACACCAUAUGCUACUAUUCGCCUCACACCUGCUGGCUGUUCCUCCUACACCUUCCCCCAGAUCCUGGGUGUGGCGCUGGCCAAUGAAAUGCUGUUCUGUGGGCGGAAACUCACUGCCCAGGAGGCAUGCAGCCGCGGCCUUGUGUCUCAGGUCUUCUGGCCCACGACAUUCAGCCAGGAAGUCAUGCUGCGGGUGAAGGAGAUGGCAUCCUGCAGUGCUGUGGUUUUAGAAGAGUCCAAAUGCCUGGUCCGAAGUUUCCUGAAGUCAGUGCUGGAAGAUGUGAAUGAGAAAGAAUGCCUCAUGUUGAAGCAGCUCUGGAGCUCAUCCAAAGGCCUGGACUCCCUGUUCAGCUACCUACAGGACAAAAUCUAUGAAGUCUGA
Molecule: messenger RNA, 1572 nt
Organism: Cricetulus griseus (Chinese hamster)
Lineage: Eukaryota; Metazoa; Chordata; Mammalia; Rodentia; Cricetidae
Source: RefSeq, a predicted model, not a curated record